AUUUGGCACCUGAAUCUGAACUGGUGAGGUUGGAGUGUAUCGAUGAACUGGAUGCCAGACAGUGUGAAAAUGUCCAAGAGGAUGUACCGGAUUACAGCAGACAAGCAAAUGCUGCUACAGAGGCCAGAGUCAUGAGAGAGCCCCCUACAAUCGAUCCCACACGGUUACGACAAAUGUAUCAGAGUCUGAACCAGAAACAGGCAUGUGUGUUCUAUGCAGUAAGAGACUGGUGCAUAAAACGAGUCUGUGGACCACAACCAGAGCAGUUUUUCUACUACAUCAAUGGUGGUGCUGGCACUGGAAAGUCACAUCUCAUUAAAUGCAUUCAUUCAGAAGCAUCAAAGAUUCUGAGAACACUACCUAGACGUGCUGAAGAAGCUGACAUCUCAAACCCGACUGUGCUGUUGACUGCUUUCACUGGAACUGCAGCCUUCAACAUCUCUGGAACAACACUGCACUCUCUCCUCAAGCUGCCCAGAAGUUUGAAACCUCCUUUUCAAGGUCUUGGGAACCAACUUGAUGAAAUCAGGUGUGAGCUUUUAAAUGCUGAAAUCAUCAUCAUUGAUGAAAUCUCCAUGGUGUCGAAGCCACUGUUUGCCUAUGUGGAUAUGAGACUGAAACAGAUUAAAGGCAGCCACAGACCCUUUGGAGGAAUGUCAGUCAUUGCUGUGGGAGACUUUUACCAGCUACCGCCUGUGCGACAGUCCAAACCACUCUGUGUCUAUGAUCCAAGUGAACUUGACCUCUGGAGAGACAACUUCCAGGUGAUCACUUUAGAUGAGAUCAUGCGACAGAAGGAUGACAAAACUUUUGCCGAGAUGCUGAACAGACUCCGUGUGAAAACAAGGUCAGAUGAGCUUUCUGAAGCUGACAGAGCUCUGCUGUCACAGCGUGUCACUGAACCACAACUGUGUCCCUCCGAUGUCCUGCACAUUUUUGCUACAAACAAACAAGUCGCAGCACACAACUCUGCUACACUAUCUCUGCUCCAUUCUGAUAUCACCACCAUUGAUGCAGAUGACUUUAAAAAGGACCCACACACUGGACACAUGAAAAGACAAGGUGCACCAUGUCAUGGAAGCAGAAAUGAUCUACCAGACACCCUAGAUGUUGCAGUAGGUGCUAGAGUCAUGCUUACCAGAAACAUAGAUGUGUCUCAAGGAUUGGUGAACGGAUCAUUUGCUACAGUAGGCCGUCUCAUAAGCUCUGAAAACAACGGUUCUGCUCUUGUCACUAUGCUUGGUCUCAGGAUGGAUGAUGAAACAGCCGGCAGGAGCUAUCGUACUAGAGGAGACAAUCUUGUGUACAUCGAGAGAUCUGAGGAGGCUCUGCAACAGAAAGGAGUGGUACGCAGACAAUUUCCUGUGAAACUUGCCUUUGCAUGCACGAUACACAAGGUUCAAGGUAUGACCAGAAAAUCAACUGUUGUCUCUCUGAAGCACAUUUUUGAGCCCGGCAUGGCCUACGUAGCUAUCAGUCGAGUGACCUCUCUCAGCGGACUGCACAUGCUUGAUUUGGAUGAGAGUAAAAUUCAUGCUAACCCUGCAGUCACUGUAUCUUUGGAGACCAUGACGCAAGCUAACUUUGAUCACCUCAUGCCUUUUCUCCAGAUCCAGCAUUCUCUCAGCAGACAGGACACUGUGAGCAUCAUUCAUCACAACACCGAAGGAUUACCUGCUCAUGUGAAUGACAUCAAAAGCCAUCAUGAACUGUGUCUUGCAGAUGUUUUGUGUCUGACAGAAACUCACCUACAGGGCUCCUUUGUGGCAGACAGUCUCCAGUUUGAGGGCUACACCAUGUUCAAACGCAACAGACAUUUGUCCUACACUAACUUUCCACAGAUGGCCAGUAAAGGAGGUGGUGGAGUCGCUGUUUAUGUGAAAAACCAUUUGCAGGUUGUGGAGAAGCAGUACCUGAAUAAUGUGACUGACCUUGAGUUUGUGGCUUUGAAGGUUGAAUCUCCUGUAAGUGCUCUGAUUGCAGCUGUGUACAGACCUCCAGACUACAGUGUGCCAUCAUUCCUGUCCAAUCUGGGAAGCCUUCUGGACUCACUUGAGAUCAUGGACUGUCAUCCUAUCAUUGUCUGUGGCGACUUCAAUGAGAAUCUCUUUUCUAAUGCAAGUAAGCCAAUUUUGGAUUUCUUUCAGUCCAAGGGAUAUGGUCAACUGAUCACUGCUGCUACAACGGACAAGAACACACUGCUGGACCUGAUUUUCAUCUCAAGACCUCGGCUAUGUCUCUCCUCAGGUAUCGUGCAGACAUACUACAGUUACCACAAUGCCACUUACUGUGUUAUUUCAUCCAACAGGUCAUAGAAGAAACUGCUCUGAAGGGAAAGACAAACUACAAAAGCUGUGGCUAAUGUUAUGCUCAUAUUUUCAGUACAGAUUUAAAUGUGUUUGGUCAUUGUAAAUUUUACUCGUGCAAAAAAUAUUUU
Messenger RNA from Xyrichtys novacula (pearly razorfish), 2437 nucleotides. The record is from the annotation of a GenBank genome assembly. NCBI's taxonomy places the organism in Eukaryota, Metazoa, Chordata, Actinopteri, Labriformes, Labridae.